AUGACUGUCCUAAACUCGAUCCGUCGACGCCUGCCGGCCCCAAGGCAGGCUCAGCGAGCUCGCAAUGCCCGCAAGCAGACCGGGGAUAUCGAAGACGCCCAGAAUACGAUUGCCCCCUCGACCAUUAUCCAACUUGCCCUUAAAGCUCCGAUAUGGUAUAAAUCCCCCGCUCGCCGGCACCUGUACUUCCUCCUAUUCCCAGCCGCUGUCUGCUCGUACACAACGAGCGGCUACGACGGCUCGAUGAUGAACGCUCUACAAACAGUCUCGUACUUUGACGACUUCUUCGGCAACCCGCGUGGGUCGCGCCUUGGCCUCAUGAGCGCAAUUAUGCCGCUGGGCAGUAUCUGCUCCACGCCCAUCGCGCCCUGGAUAGCAGACCGAUUCGGUCGUCGCUGGGGAAUUACCGUGGGCAGUCUGAUUAUGAUCGCGGGUGCGAUUCUUCAGUGUGAGAGUACGAAUUUCGAUAUGUUCUUGGCGAGCCGGUUUUUUCUAGGGUUUGGGUUGUCUUUCGCGACGACCUCGGCGCCGAGUCUUGUUUCGGAACUGGCGCACCCGAAAGACCGGGUUACCAUGACGGCCAUUUGCAAUGCCUGCUGGACCCUCGGUAGCAUCAUCGCCGCGUGGGUGACAUUUGGCACAAGAGAGAUCGCGAGCACCUGGUCGUGGCGCCUCCCAUCUCUCUUCCAGAUGAUUCCCAGCGUGAUACAGCUGUCGACGGUGUGGUUCCUACCCGAGUCCCCGCGCUGGCUUGUUUCCAAGGACCUUUACGACGACGCGCUCGAUGUUCUUAAGAGGUAUCACGGCGACGGCGAGGAGACGGAAUUGGUGAAGCUGGAAUAUCAGGAGAUUCGGACGGCCAUCCUCCAGGAGAAGACCUCACAAACCACAACCUGGAAAUCCAUGGUUUCAACCAGCGGUAAUCGAUAUCGAAUGUUUCUUGUGCUCUGCAUGGGACUGAUGAGCCAAUGGUCGGGCAAUGGUCUAAUCUCCUACUACCUCUCCCGCGUCAUGGACUCCGUCGGGAUAACCAGCAAAGACACGCAAUCCCUCGUAAACGGCAUCCUCCAAAUCUGGAACUUCGCCCUCGGCCUCACCGCCGCCUUCUUCGUCGAGCGCCUGGGGCGGCGCUUCCUCUUCCGCACCUCCACACUCGGCAUGCUGGCCGUCUUCAUCGCGUGGACGAUUGCAUCGGAGCGCUUCGACGCAACCGGGUCCGACGCCGCCGGGAUCCUCGUGAUGGCGCUGAUCUUCGUCUUCGGCUUCUUCUACGGGAUCGCGUUUGGGCCGUUGAGUGUGGCGUAUUCGGUCGAGGUUUUGCCCUACUCGAUUCGCGCGCGCGGCAUGGCCGUCUAUGUUUGUUCCACUAAGGCGGCGGUUUUUGUCAAUCAGUAUGCUUCUAUAUUGAAUCCCAUCGGUCUCGAAAACAUUGGAUGGAAGUACUACAUCGUGUACGUAUUGUUCCUUGCGCUGGAAAGUUUUGUCGCGUAUGGAUGGUUUCUUGAAACCAAGGGGAAGGGGCUUGAGGAAAUCGCAGUGCUCUUCGAUGGGGAGGAUGCGGACCAUCUCGUACAAGAAUUAACGACCGACCGCAAGAAGGAAGUGCAUGUUGUUGAGCAUGAAGAGGACUACAAAGCCAAAGCUGCCUGA
Aspergillus calidoustus is the source of this 1650-nucleotide messenger RNA. NCBI's taxonomy places the organism in Eukaryota, Fungi, Ascomycota, Eurotiomycetes, Eurotiales, Aspergillaceae. The record is from the annotation of a GenBank genome assembly.